Molecule: messenger RNA, 2580 nt
Organism: Penicillium malachiteum
Lineage: Eukaryota; Fungi; Ascomycota; Eurotiomycetes; Eurotiales; Aspergillaceae
Product: putative spindle pole body associated protein SnaD
Exons: 1
Coding region: 1-2580 (859 amino acids)
Source: RefSeq, a predicted model, not a curated record
AUGGCUAACAAUGGCUACACGUCGCCGUUUCCGACCUCACAUGAUACCAUUGGGCAAUCUACAUUAGUGACACCUCUUUUCAUGCGAUCUUCUCCGCCACAACGUCCUACAAGUCAAUCUCCUUCCCGUUCUCCGUUGCGCCCAGAAAGUCCACUCUCCGAUGACUUUGACCCACAUGCAGAAGAUCCAGAUGAGCGCGAACCUCCCCAUAACGACGAGCAUGAUGAACUAGAGGAGCAUGGCCAUGACGAUGAACAUGAAAAUGAACCCCAUCAUCUAUCACACCACUCAGCACCAGACAGUCCAACUGGAUCUGAUUUGGAUGCGCGACUCGCGGAGUAUACCUUGGACUUCAGCCAAUUUCCUAGUGGCCAUUUCACAGAUGGGCAAGAUGAUAUGCCUCUGCCAGAUAUGAAGGAUGAUAUGGAGGACAGACUUUCCGAUGUGGGCGGCCCGGAAGAUUUUACCGCCAAUAUGGAGAAAUAUCUGAUGGGUGAAGACAUGUCCAGUGUUCGGAAAUCUCGGGUCAAUGAGGAUCGGGACGAGCCUGGGUCAGCCAUCAGAAACUUCUCCUUGCGGUCAAGACAGCCUGCCGUUGAAGAAGAUGCAGAUUCAGCGGAAUACAGUGAAUUCGGACCGCCCGUGGAUAUGUCGACUCCAUCGCAUAUGCUUCACAGGACUAGUGGGCUUGCCAAAGACUCUACUCGCCUUGAUGACAUUGAAGAGGACCCUGCGGAUGAACUCCCAAGUCCCGAGUCCCCAGCAUCUCGAAGAAUGUCGAAUAACUCACGAGACAUUGCGCAUGAGCGAGAGGAAGAUUUACAACAACGCAUCGCCCAGCUGGAAGAUGAACUUCAUGAUCGAGACGAGCAGCUUCUAAGAAACCGUCACAGUUUGUUAGAGGCAGCAUCGGCCAGUGAGCAGGUUCUUCAUCUCCAGACAGAGCUGCAGCUUAAAAAUGAGCACAUUGCGGAUAUUGAAGCCCAAAAUGGUGAUCAAGAAAUCCUUCGCGAACAGAUUCAGACUCUGCGACGACAAAUGAGUGAGCGUGAUAGGAUUAUUCAACAGUCUCAAGCAAAUGCGCUAGAUUUGAGUCCCCUUCAGCAACAAAUCCGUGACAUGCAACACCAGCUUAAAAACCAAGAGUCGCAGAGCUCACUGGAUACUGAGCGCUUGGAGACUAUUGCUCAUCUGAGGCAACAACUCAACCUCACUCAAGAGCAGCUGAAGAAACGCGAUGCGACAUUAGAGGAGACACUUGCCAGACUGAGUGAGGUGACCCAUGCCAAGGAGAUACAGCUCCAUGAGAAGAAUAGCGAGAUCGAUCGCAUCCAAGCCAAUUUAGAUGACAUGGCUCUGGAGAACGAGAAGCUUGGGGCCGAGUUACAAAGCGUCAAUGCCGACUAUCAAUCUCUCGAAGAUCGUCUUACUAACCUUGAGACAAAGAAUCAGCCGCUGGAGGAAAGAAAUCAAUUCCUUGAGGCCGAUCUCAGCCGUGUUCAAUCACACUUGGAGGCCCAAGAAAAUGCCCUCAAAUCUAUGGCUGCAGAUCUACCCAUUGAUAGUCGCAGCACUUACAGUGAGAUUCUUGAUCUCAUCAAAGACUUGGGCCCUCCGGAGGCUGAUAUGGAGCCUGAAGAAUCUCCUCCGCGGCAGAAGUACCCAGUCAACUCAGAAAUUCAACAUCUACGCGAUGAGAUCGCAAGACUUGAGCAAGAAAUUCAAGAUGCUUUCGGUGCUCAGAAGGCCGCAGAAAAUGAAGCAGGCCGCCUCCGCGAACAAACCACCGAAAUGCAAAGCUUGAUCAAGACCGUUGAAUCCGAGAACCUGCGCCUUACGGGUAGGGUUGAGGAGCUGACAACAACUCUAAACAAGACGCAGCAUGAUCUUACUCGUACGCAGGAGGAACAUGCUGAGUCUCUUGAGACUGUUGCCCGUUUGCAAGAGGAGGCCAUUGGUCAACCUCCUAGCCCGCCUCCAUCUCCACCAAUGGCCCACGGUGCAAUUGGCUCAAUUCAAGACCAUCCCGACACAGUCGCAUUGGAGGAAACCCACCAAGCCCAGAUCAGGAGCCUCCAGACAGCCCAUUCCACAGCCAUUUCUACCCUCCGCUCUUCACAUGCUGAGUCCAUGCGCAAGAUUCGCAAUCUCCUUGCUUCUGCCGAGCAACGCGAAGCAGAUCUUCGUGUAGAGCUCACUACAAUCCGCACAUCAAUCUCUACUCAGGAAUCCCAGCUGCGCAAGUCUUUGAGAUCUGAAAUCAAACGUCUCGAAGCUGUCAUUGCUGCUAAGGAUGAGACUGCCGUGGCAAUGGACCAACGAAUUGCCUUAUCAGUAGACAAGAGAGAACGCGAGUGGGAAGCCCGUGUGGACCUUCUUCUGAAAGAGCGUGACCGCAUGGCCAAGGCAUUGAUGAUGUACUGGGGUGAGAAAGAAAUGGGUCGGGGACCAGGUGUUCUAGCAGAAGGGAAAGAAAAUCGUCGUCUUGAUGGCGACAGUAAGGAAUCUAAGCAGGGACAGGCAUAUCGAUACAAAUAUGCCCAGAAGCAGCGGUCGAAGAGCGGAGAGAAAAAGCCCUAA